Molecule: messenger RNA, 1179 nt
Organism: Australozyma saopauloensis
Lineage: Eukaryota; Fungi; Ascomycota; Pichiomycetes; Serinales; Metschnikowiaceae
Gene: PTC8
Product: Ptc8p
Exons: 1
Coding region: 1-1179 (392 amino acids)
Biological process (GO): protein dephosphorylation
Molecular function (GO): protein serine/threonine phosphatase activity
Source: RefSeq, a predicted model, not a curated record
AUGCAACGCCAACUUCGAACGACAGCAAUGCGAAUAUGCGGCUGUCGAAGAUUCUCCUCCGCCGUCUUUCUUCGACAAAUGCAACAAGAUAGAUCCACGGAAUCGAGUCUUUUGCAUAAUGUCAAGAGCUUUUUCACUCCGAGAAAGCUGCAACACCAACUUGAUCUCGAGGCACGCGAAGAGCGGGAAAACGCAACAAAUCCUUAUAUUCAGUACCCGCUAGUCACCAAAGAACAGAUGCGCCGUAUUUCCACCGAUAGAUAUCGAUUCGAAGUGGGCUAUGCCUCCUUUGCUCACCACAGUGUCAAUACCAGCCCCAUCGUACAUUCUUUGAGCGAUUUGACCGAUCCAGCGCAGCUUAAUUCCCUUCUACCGCGAAGAAGACCUCACGGUUCUCCUGCUGAUACGUUGUCUAUCAAGGCCGGUGACGAUGCAAUGUUGGUGUCGCCUACAGUGAUGGCUAUCGCCGACGGGAUAUCGGGAUGGGAGUCCAAAGGAGAACAGUGCUCAUCGGGGAUAUGGGCACGCUCCAUGCUCGAAACUUUGAGUCGUUUGAUGACCGAAUACAAAUUAAGCCAUUCUCCGCAUCCUCUUAACAGUCGGGACAUUGAUCAGAUCCUAGAUGACUCGUACCUCCACACAUCACAUUUAAUGGACCUUCAGGAUUUAAAGGGCUCCUCUACCCUUAUAUUGGCGAUGUUGAGUGGAGAAACGCUCAAGUACAUCAGUAUUGGAGACUGUAAGUUGUUUGUCGUUCGUGAGGGUGAAAUCAUCCUAUCCAACAAAGAACAAAUGGCCGAUUACUUGUGUCCAGUACAGAUCGGAACACAAACUUUAAGCGUUCUUCCAUCAGAGGUGGCUGUUGUUGACGAGAUUGACUUGAAGGUUGGUGAUAUCAUCGUCAUGUGCUCAGAUGGAGUCUCUGAUAAUUUAUACGAUUGGGAGCUUUUACAAGCACUCGAUGAGUUUUUGAACUUUAAAAAGGAUAAUCUUCGAGCUGUCGCCAACAAGAUCAUUGCCCAAUGUAAAUCCGUGGCCUUUGAUGAUAAUGCUUACACACCUUAUAAUGAGAAGGUGCUGAAGUUGCCGUCUGCAAGAUUUGGCAAGAACAUAUCUUUGGGUGGAAAAAUGGAUGAUAUGUCGCUAUGCAUAGCACGAGUGUCUCCCAACAAACAAUAG